Ochlerotatus camptorhynchus is the source of this 2444-nucleotide messenger RNA. It is a transcript of the gene Cipc, whose product is annotated as Clock interacting protein circadian. The record is from RefSeq and is a predicted model, not a curated record. Lineage: Eukaryota; Metazoa; Arthropoda; Insecta; Diptera; Culicidae. The coding region runs from base 687 to 1658 and encodes 323 amino acids. The transcript has 4 exons.
UAUGCAACGCCGGGUAUUCGCGACCCUUUUUACCGCUAGACGAGAAGCCGUCGCGGUUUCCCAUUCUUUGUGCACAAGCACUCCUCUAGUCAACGUUGGGACGCGCAUAUGAUCGGAUGUGUAUUGUGAGUCUACUGUUCGCCGUCGUGUUCAGUUGUUGGUGCAAUUUUGAUUCGCGUAUGGGAAGAUACACACAGCGGAAAGCCAUAGAUCAUAACAGAAACAAUUCAGAAAGUUCCGGUGUCCGGUGAAUUUGAAAAGUGCGUUGAUUAACAUACAAGAGAAGCAAUUUGGUGGUGCGCUUGUCUGGAAGUGGAAUAUAAAACAGUCAGUGCCGGAAGAUAAUUUGCGGCCAAAAACCGCAAGCACGCAUCCUGUUGCAGAGUAUUCGUGGUAGCUCUCGGCCGAGAGAAGCAAGAAAGGCGAAGAAUUAAUAAGAGGUUAAUAAGUCCCGUCCAAAAUUCUGGUGAAUUGUGCAAGUCUCUGUUCAAGUUCCUCAGCCGAGCAUUGGAUAUAAGAAGCUUACAAGCAAAACAGUAGUGAAUAAAAGCAGACAAAGCCCACGUCGGGCAGUUUGGUUCCCCCUUUUUGAGUUAUCGGUUUCGUUGUUGGAUUAUUAGGUCCCACCUUCUCAUCGUCGUCUGUCUGGAGUUGUCGUCGCGCUUGGUAUCCCGUACAGUGUAAUCAUGCCGCCGGCUACUGAGCUCGAGGAUAGUGUAUCGACCGACGAUUGUACCAAUCAGUCCCAAUCAUCGGCAGAGGAUACCAGCUGCAGGACAGCUAGGUCGUCUUCGCUGUCGGUGACGGGUUCGGAUCGUGAGACAGAGCACUCUUUUGUCAUUCAAUCACCGGUGGGUUCACCUGCGGCCAGCAUGGUUGGAGUUAAUUCGAAUUUCUCCGUCAUAAAUUACGUCGGCAAAGUACAGAAGCAAUCAUCUCACAGAUCAGUGGUGCGAUGCCGGACGCCAUACGAACGUCAAGUUACCAUCCCAUCCCAGACUAGUCGUGUGGAGUCGAUCGAUGAAUCCACAAACUCUUCCAUGGCGUCAUCGGUAGAUGGCUACUCAACGAUCGGUGAUUCGGUGUCCGUGGUCGCAGAUGUGACCGAAAUGGCAGACCUGGAUGACAACAGUAGAGCCAGCGAUCAACAAGUCUUGGUGCAGCAGCCCCGCAUUCAUCACGGACCACGAAGUCGCCGGUCCAUCAGCGUUUCCUCCAGCGGAUGCUCGAGUUCAAUGGACGACAGAAACAGUGACUUUUCUCCGUUGUAUAGUGGUAACAGUUGUCGCUGUACAUCCCUCAGCAUUUCGGAUUUCGACGACGAUGGUUUCCGCGAAGAUGGCAGCAUGUCUUCCGUUUACACAGUAUUUUCUUCUCCACGGUCACAUCACCCGCAUCAUCAGCUGCAUCACAACCACCAGAACGUUCCGCAUCACCCGAACAACACCAAGGGAUUGUUCGAUAUUGCACUGAAAACGGUCAAAUUGAUCCGGCGCAACCAGGAACUUCAGAUGCGGUUGGCUCAGCUCCAAGAGGAAACCAAAGCCUUUAUCGAGUCUGUGAUGGCAAAUCCGGAGAAUGAAUCAUUGCGAAAUCACAUCCACACGGGUGGUGCCAUACGGACGACGCCGGCACCGAGCAUCGUGGUUCAGAAGUGAGAGGGCUCCGACGCCGUUACGACGGUGCCCCAAGAAGCCAGCGAUCUCAAUCAUCUUGCUUGAAGUUUUUUUUUACGACUUGAUUUGUACAAGUCGUGCCCCUAUUCGAGAGUCUGAGCGAAUUCCAAUGAUUAGGUUUGUUUUCACUUCUUUUUGGAAGAUCUAUUAUGAAGCGCAUCAAAACUGCUUAAAUGAGAUAUCAUUUGGUUGUUCACAAAUAAUUAGUGUUGAUAGGCUUUUUUUCGAUCUUAUUUUUUUUUUUACUUAUAAACGUCUGUCAGCAUCGUCAGACCCGGUUACACGAUCCUUAUUUAUUGAAAAGCUGUUGCAGCUUCGGAGAAUUGUUCUGAGAACAACAACCACAAUCAUAUUUAUGCUGUUCAACAACAGAUAAAACGUAGAGGUAGGAAGUCAACCGUAGGUUGCAUAAAAACGCUUAAUACCACAAAACAUUUUGCAACAAAAAAUGAAGAAAACUUGAGAAGCAAUCAUUUGAGACACUUUCAUCAACUUGCAUUUAUGUCGUGAAGAAAACAUAAAUUUAGAAACAUUAAAACUUAUCAUACGAGCUGCUUUUCGGUGUUUCUUGAAAAACUUUUGUCGGCCUGUUUCUUUCGAAAUCGUAACUUGUUAGUGAUAGUGGCUUUCACUCUAAAUCAUAAUUAAAACAUAUACAUACAUAUAUCGAUCAUAAGUCAUCAUAAGCCACAACAUGUGCGUAAUGUUAAGACACGUGAGGUACUGAAUAAAACUCUCAAAUUAUAUUAAAACAGAAUCUUACAAACA